CAUGAAGCUGAGAGGACUGAAGUGAACUCGAAAAUAAACAAAGAGCAGCGAUGAGCAUCUGUUGCAGCCGCGCCUGAUAAGACAUGUCAGGGAAAGUUGUUGUGGUGUUCGCACUGCUGGUUGCACUGCUCGUGUGUGGCGCUGCUUCCUCACCUGAAUCCCCUGCAGCUGGAGAGGUUACAGAGUCUCACACACUACGGCAGCUCCUGGCCAAGAAGGAGAAAGGGAGAGGCUCGACUCACAGACAGGAGCUGGCGCCUCAGACUCACACUGCACGGAUGGAGAGACGGGCACACCUUUCAGAGGACGAACGAGAGAUUAUGACCAAACAAAUAAUGCAAGCAAUUUCAGAGAUGAUGAACUCUGAGUGCAUGUCAGAUCGGGACUACCAGGGCUGGGUGGACUUCGGACGCCGGGACGCAGAAUGAGACACAACAGUGACAACAGCAACGACCUGAGAGCUCAGCCUGCUUUUUCUUCAGAUUUUAUGUACAGGAAAUGUUUUACUGUCCCUUGAACUUUAUAAAUAAACUA
Messenger RNA from Toxotes jaculatrix (banded archerfish), 534 nucleotides. RefSeq names its product gastrin/cholecystokinin-like peptide. The transcript has 3 exons. Gene Ontology annotation, cellular component: extracellular region; axon. The record is from RefSeq and is a predicted model, not a curated record. Gene Ontology annotation, biological process: digestion. NCBI's taxonomy places the organism in Eukaryota, Metazoa, Chordata, Actinopteri, Toxotidae. Bases 84 to 428 code for a protein of 114 amino acids. Gene Ontology annotation, molecular function: neuropeptide hormone activity.